Molecule: messenger RNA, 462 nt
Organism: Trypanosoma theileri
Lineage: Eukaryota; Euglenozoa; Kinetoplastea; Trypanosomatida; Trypanosomatidae
Exons: 1
Coding region: 1-462 (153 amino acids)
Source: RefSeq, a predicted model, not a curated record
AUGGCUACAGUAGCAUACGCUCCGUCUGGCCAAAUCGAACCGGUCCACACGACCUACAACCCCACCUCGAUCCCACCAAAAAAAGAAAAAGAUUUUCGGCGCCAUCCGUCACCCAUUAAAACCCAGCAAGGGGACGUCCGCCGAAGCAGGCCGCGGGUCCCAAACACCGGGCACGACCCAAAUAAACCACCGACCUUCCCCACGGCCCGGUCCGCCUUUGCCGCGAGGAGUCCCUUUUGUCGCCCGGAGGCCCGCGCCAGGAACCCACGAAGAACCGCCGGACCGCAACCCAUUUCAGCCCAACCAACGCGGAAAGAAACCCCCGCCCGCGACCUUUCGCGUGAAUCUGGUGGUCCCUUCUUUUGGGCCUUCGGCGGGUCUUUUCCGGUUUUGAACUCCGGGAGGUUUUCCCCAAUGGGCGGCGGACGCGAGGCCCACCCCCGAACCGCCCUCCGGAACUAA